Babjeviella inositovora NRRL Y-12698 is the source of this 2318-nucleotide messenger RNA. It is a transcript of the gene GPT1, whose product is annotated as Gpt1p. Gene Ontology annotation, biological process: transmembrane transport. The coding region runs from base 214 to 1938 and encodes 574 amino acids. Gene Ontology annotation, cellular component: membrane. The record is from RefSeq and is a predicted model, not a curated record. Gene Ontology annotation, molecular function: transmembrane transporter activity. The transcript has a single exon. Lineage: Eukaryota; Fungi; Ascomycota; Pichiomycetes; Serinales.
CACAGAUAAGUAAUCGGUAGUUCCGUGACAGAUAUCAGCGGCUAGUCGACAGACGAUAUAAAAAGAAUAAGUCUCCCUGCAGUAUAGAGUCUUAAAUGUACAACAGCUAACAGUACCAAUUUUAUAUUUGUGCGCCUACUUGCAAGACACUUUGCAAAUACCCGUUUGACUUUUACAAAAAGCGAAACUGACUCCCACCUUCCCGCACAAACUAUGCUGAGAUUUAGCCCCAUCGUAUCUCGGGCCGGGUCCCAAAUCGAUGUGGACCAACUCCACAUCCACUCCAUCCUUUCCAACCAGGGGAAAAAGAUCGUCGUGGAUCAUGAUGUGGACCAGGAUGAAGCCGUGAUGUUGGCGCUUGGUUACAAGCAGGAGUUCAAAAGAGAAUUUUCCCUUUUCUCCACCUUCUGUGUUUCCUUUGCCGUCUUGGGUUUACUUCCAUCGAUUGCCUCCACCAUGAACUACGGCACGCUUGUCGUCGGUGCCUCGCCCUUGCCCUGGAUCAUCGCGAUGAUCGGUGUCGGCUCGGUAGCGCUUUCCCUCGCGGAGAUUGCCAGUGCAUACCCGACAUCUGGUGGCUUGUACUACGCCACCAAACAGUUGGCGCCGCAGGAAGGUUCUAUCGGUGCGUUCUUAUCCUGGACGGUUGGCUGGUCCAACUGGAUUGUGCAGAUCACUGGUGCCCCCUCCAUUGACUACGGUUGCGCUUGUAUGAUUCUCGCAUUGAGGACGUACCAAAACUCCGACUACUCCCCCUCGAAAGGUGAGAUUUAUGGCUUAUCGUUCGGUUUGAUGAUUAUCGACUCUUUCAUCUCGUCCAUGCCUACCAAGUGGAUCGCCUGGUUCAACGAGGCGGGUUCCAUUUCUAACAUGGCCUUCUUGUUUGUCGUGUUUGUGAUGCUUCUUGCCGGUAACGACAGAAUGCACAUCAUGGAUGUGGACACCAAGUUUAACACCGCGGGCCAGGCCUUUGCCAUCGACAACCAGACUGACUGGCCGAACGGGGUUGCAUUCCUCAUGUCCUUCUUGGGUGUCAUUUGGGCCAUGUCUGGCUACGAUUCGCCGUUUCACUUGGCUGAGGAAACCGCAAACGCCCAGCUCUUCACCCCUAGAGCCAUCGUCAUGACUGCCGGCAGUGGUGGGAUCAUUGGGUGGGCCUUUAUGUUUGUCAUCGCCUUCACCAUUGUCGAUGUCAACGCGAUUGCUACCGAUUCUUUGGGACAGCCUUUCAUCACUUACUUGGCCCAGGUCUUGCCCCACAAUAUGGUGCUCGCAGCGGCCGCCCUCACCAUUAUCUCGUCCUUCUUUAUGGGACAGGCCUGUAUGGUAGCAGCCUCUAGAGUCACUUACGCCUACUCUCGUGACGACUGUUUCCCGCUCUCCUUCCUCUGGAAACAAGUCAAUCCCAUCACUGACACGCCAGUUAACGCCGUCUGGGGGAACUCUCUUAUCGGGGUACUUCUUCUCUUGUUGAUCUUUGCGGGCGAAGUCGCUGUGGGUGCGCUUUUCUCCGUCGGUGCCAUUGCUGCCUUUAUCUCUUUUAUUAUUCCAGUUUUCCUCAAGAUCACUGUGGCCCAUAACCACUUCACCAGAGGUCCAUGGAACUUGGGCAAGCUCUCUAGACCAAUCGGGAUUGUUUCUGUGGCCUUUGUCGCGUUGAUGACGCCAAUCUUGUGCAUCCCAUACAGCAAGGGCUCGGACUUGGAUGUCCUGUCGAUGAACUGGACCGUGGCGGUGUAUUUCGGCCCAAUGUCGAUUUCCACCCUUUGGUACCUCGUUAGUGCGCGCAAGUGGUUCAAGGGUCCAAAGAGUAACUUGGACGAAUCCUACUUCCAAAGUAUGGACAACUCGGAGUAUAUUUCCGGGUUGGAACAGGCCGUGUAUAGCAAAGAAGGCGCUGAAAACGGCGUUGAGGUCUCGGAAAAGCAGUCGCGUUAGCAGGGCUACAGAAGGCUUACUUUUUAUGUAGCUUUAACAUUUAAAUUGAAUAACAGGAUUUUAUGGAAGACGGUGGUACAGGGCGUGCUGAAUAGUCGGGGUAGGGUUGAAUAUUACUGAUCGUAUAAUUAAGCCUGUGCGGGGGUCGGAGCGUGACCGGGGCUCAGGGUGUAGGACCCGAGAUAUCGUUUCAGGAGGUUACUUUGUGUUUCGUGGUUUAUCUGAGCUCCAACCAAAUUUUCUCUCGUUUGAUCCAGGGAUAUUACAACCGAUACCAUAACAAUCUAUCGCAAUGUCCUUUUGUGUGAAAUCCUUUUAGCUCCCAAGCGGGAAAGCAUACUUAAACGUUAGCUUAGAAAAGCGAUAUUGGCUAUUUAAAC